Messenger RNA from Rattus norvegicus (Norway rat), 3252 nucleotides. The record is from RefSeq and is a predicted model, not a curated record. NCBI's taxonomy places the organism in Eukaryota, Metazoa, Chordata, Mammalia, Rodentia, Muridae.
UAUGGACAGGAAACUGGGAAAGGGAAUAACAUUUCAAAUUAAUAAAUACCCAACUUAAAAAAAAAAAGAAAAAAAUAAUCUUUUGCUAUCUUUGAGGAUUCUACUGGCAUUUUUUUCAGCCUGAGUAGGCUAAAUAUCCUAAAGGGCUUAAAACCUCCUUUAUGAUGAGCAAUUCCCAAGUCAUUAUCAUCACGAAUAUGAAAAUCCUGUUUUAUCUGAGCCUAGGAAUGAACUCACUAGUUCAGGUUAAUCUGGAACUUGCAACUUGCUAUCCACUUAACAUCUGCCUUCAGAGUGACAGGAUACAGGCAUGAGCCACCAUCCUACUCAAUCCUAAUGGUAUAUUUUAAGUGUAAACAUUUUUGUGCAUUUAAAAAAAAAGAAAUCUGAGGCCUCAACCCUACACAAUGAAAGGUGCCUAAGGACUACAGUGAGUGGGAGGAGCAGUCUUCUCCAGGGGCAGCUCAUCAAUUGGACAUCCCAUACUAGACGGUCAGCUCUGAAAACAUACAUACGAAUAACUAUACAACUGACAGGUUACACUUGGGAACAUGUACAUACACAUAUUCAUGUAAUAACAGUGGAAAAGGCAAUGACUUUGAAAAAUGAGAUGGAGGGACAUGAGAAAAGGGAGAAAUAAUGUAAUGAUAAUCUCAAAACUAAAAUUAACCUCAAUCUGAAGGGAAUUAUAGUAAGUGUGUACUCUGUUCAAUGUUUUACCAAACGUUUGCUCACUAUCAGAGAAAACCGGGUCACCAAUGCCUAUGCCAUCUGAGUUACCAGUGAAGUGUCAUUAUCGGCUGGCAAUGUAGCUGUCACAUGCACAGUGAUCCUAUUUAUGGGUGUGGGCAGCAGAUUGUGGCAUUGUCCUCUGGUUUAUUUGUGCCGGAGCAGUCACACUUUGUAAUACACGUUGCUGUUAAGUACUCUGAGUGUUAUAUACAGUGGGCUGUCUUAUGGGAUGAGGGCAUCAAUGCACUGGUUUUGUUUUGAACUGACCUGGGGCAUGUCCUGUUUGCCUGAGGAAUGUGUACCUAACCAAGGGGAUGCUGAAUGUUGAUGAGAAGAGGUGGUUUGCACAAUUUCCACAAGGCUGUUUUGAUAGAUGUCCCCUAACCCUCAUUUCCAGAAGCUGGUCUAGAAGCAGAGGCUAUGGAUGAACAUUCUUGAGGGAGGGGUCCAGUACUCAGCUGCUAGGUUAAUGGCUGAUGGAAUUUGCACAAGAGCUGGGCAAAGGUGAAAGAGCCACGUCCUGUUCCCAAACCCUUAUCCCUUUUCUCCGCUUCAUUGACGCCCCCCACUCCCUCCCCACCACAGCUAGCUUACUCCACCCAACUCCACCCUCUUUUUACUCUACUCAACUAGCCCAAGGCAGCCAAGACGCAAUCAAGUCAGGGCAGCAUGAGCAGAUCACCUCCCCAUCCCAUUCCACUUCUAUCUGUGGGCUCCCAGGAUACCCCUGCUCCCCGUCCACCACUGCUACCCCCUCUCCAGGAUCCCUCCUCCCGCUCUUGGGCCUCUUGGUGUGGGCCUUCCACCUGGGGGCUCAGCUGUCUUCUGGCUCUACAGCAUUUCCUGGUCUUGACAUCUCUGCUCUGGGCCUCCCACCUGCUGCUGCUUCACAGUCUCCCCCCAGGAGGGCUCUCAUACCCACCUGCUCAGCUCCUGGCUUCCAGUUUCUUCUCAUGUGGCAUGUCUACGGUCCUGCAGACUUGGAUGGGCAGCAGGCUGCCUCUAAUCCAGGCUCCGUCCCUAGAGUUUCUUAUCCCUGCACUGGUGCUGACAAACCAGAAGCUACCUCUGAUGACCAAGACACCUGGAAAUGCCUCCCUCUCCCUACGCCUGUGUAGUUUGACAAGAAGUUGCCAUGGCCCGGAGCUCUGGAACACAUCUCUCCGAGAGGUGUCGGGGGCAGUGGUGAUGUCCGGGCUGCUGCAGGGCACUAUGGGACUUCUAGGGGUGCCUGGUCGUGUGUUUCCCUACUGUGGGCCACUGGUGCUGGCUCCCAGCCUGGUUGUGGCAGGGCUCUCUGCCCACAAGGAAGUGGCCCAGUUCUGUUCUGCUCACUGGGGCCUGGCCUUGCUCACUUGGGGUCCUGCCAGGUACCCCUUUGCUCCUGGAGGCCAGCUUCAACCUCUUCAACUCACAUUUAUAUUCCUAUCUUCCGACUCCUUUCGAAACUGUCUGAGCCCUCCGAUGCACCGUGGUUUUGGCUGCCUCACCCAGACUGGUUCUCGGAGAGUGGCCCACCUAGUGGGACUGUUCUGCAUGGGGCUUGGACUCUCCCCAAGGCUGGCUCAGUUAUUUACCAACAUCCCACUGCCUGUGCUUGGUGGGGUACUGGGAGUGACCCAGGCUGUAGUUCUGUCUGCUGGAUUCUCCAGCUUCCACCUGGCUGACAUUGACUCUGGACGAAACGUCUUCAUUGUGGGCUUCUCCAUCUUCAUGGCUUUGCUUUUGCCAAGGUGGCUCCGGGAAGCUCCAAUCCUCCUUAACACAGGCUGGAGCCCCAUGGAUAUGUUUCUGCGUUCUUUGCUGGCAGAACCCAUUUUCCUAGCUGGUCUAUUGGGCUUUCUCCUAGAAAACACUAUAUCUGGUACACGGAUUGAGAGAGGCUUAGGUCAGGCCCUGCCAACUUCUUUCACUGCCCAAGAAACGCAAAUGCUUCAGAAGUCCAGGAAGAAAGCCGCUCAAGAGUAUGGGCUUCCUUUGUCUAUCAAAAACCUGUGUUCCUGUAUCCCACAGCCUCUCCGUUGUCUCUGUCCAAUGCCUGAAGACUCUGGGGAUGAAGGAGGAUCCUCUAAAACAGGAGAGACAGCCGACUUGUUGCCUAACUCAGGGGAGUCAAGCUCUCCGGAUGGCAGAGAAGGGUUUAGGUCCUAGUAAUUACCAAAACCACCAUUUUUGUCUUAGUUUAGCAGUAACUCCCACCUUGCUGGAGUCUUGCCCCCAAGGCCCGCUAGUAGGAUGGGCUUUCUUUCCUCCUCUUAAUAAUUAGACUUGAGUGUUCAGGAGCAGGGGUAUGGUUUAGUAGGUCAGAAGUGAAUAAAUUAGAUUUUUGCCUGUAAACUGCCAAGGUUGCUUGAAUGAACUCUAGCAUUCAAAUAUUUACUGAGUGCUUCCCAUGUGCAAGGUCCUACAUCUACGGAAAUGAAUAUGACAGGGUCCCUGCUCUCUCCCUGCAUUUAAGAUUUAAAUAACUAAAAUGUAAAGCAGAGGACAAUCUAUAAUAAAGAUGAAAAUACAGAUGAA